AGCUAUUAUUUUUCGCAUCACUUUUCUUUGCCACUGUGGGAUCUCCGUUGAAUAAAAAGUCAAAAUUACAAUAUAUGAAAAAUAAGAUUAUUUAUUUAAGCAGCAAUCAUGAAUCGAAUGAAAUUGAAGGUGUAGAAGAAGAUGUAAUUAAUAAUUCUAAAAACAGUGAUUUUGACGACAAUUCAAAUAUCAUACCUAUUCAUAAUCACGGGCUAUUAAACCAGAACUCAAAAAAGGACACAAAAUCCAAGAAAAAUGAAAAAACAACAGUUAGCUUAAAAGAAUCAGUAGAAUCCGUUACAAAAGAGAAUAACCAAAUACAACAUUUAAUGGCCGGAUCGAACAAAUUAAUAAAAAUCAAAAGAAGUAUAUCGGUAGAAAAUGUAAACGAAGUAGAUAUACAGCGAUUAAUAAAAGAAUCUAUAUUAAAAAGAUGGAAAGAACUCGAAAUAACUGUUAAGCUUCUGUUGAUUGAUAAUUAUAGAUUUACACGAACGACACUAUUACAAGAAUUAGUGAGCAAUAAUAAGUACAAAUCUCAAAACAUUUCCAGGUUAGAAAAAAAACUAUUACAGCUAUACUAUUUUUUAAGGAGAGAUAUUUUACAAACAGUUAAACUAAGGAAGAUACAGUUUAGAGGAGAAGUUUCAAAACGAAAAUUAAAGAAACAGCAAGCUUAUGAAGUUGAACAGUUAUAUAUUACAAAACUGAAAGAGCAAAUAAAUACUAAAAUUAUUAUAUUCAAACAAAAUGUAGUUUUGAUUAUAGAACAAUUUCAUCUAGAACUAAAACCUGUAACAGAUUAUACUACAACUGAGGCAACUACAACCAGAGAGCCGACUACUGAAAUACCUUUCGAUCCUGUGUACGAAGGUACAACAGUACCCCAUACGACGUUAGCACCAUCAACCACAAAUAUAUCUGCAAUUGGCCACGUGACUAUAGAACACAUUCCUUUAAGUACAAGUACAUUAACAGAAAUUGAUAAUACUGAGGAAGAAGAAGCUGUAUCACUUACGUCAGCCCAUCGACAUCCUACUGAACUAGUUAACGCAUAUGAUCAUCGUUUAACUGAAACCUAUCGAACUCAGCAGUUUAUCGAAACUACACGUACAGUUCUCUCAGCUAGUGACCAUCCUGAUAUAACGGAUUCUCAAGGACAUCAUAAGAAGGAAGUUAUUACACAAGAUUACCGUACAAACUCUUAGGCACAGUGUAAAAAUACUAAUGGAAAAAUUAAGGAAGAAUUUACAAGAAACGACCGCUUUUAGCUACUAAAACCCAUAUAAAAACUUGUCUGUUUUGUUAAUUUCUUCAACAAUAAAUUCAUAAGUUCCCAAGGAAAAAACACUACGUAACUCAAAGAAAUUUCUAAUUCAAAUUGUAAUCAAGCUUGUCCAACAAUUUCACCUUAAUGUUUGUCACUAUUGCACCGGAUGGCACUGUAUUAAAAACCAUUUUCACAGAUGACAAUAAAUCUUUAGAUUUUAGAUUAUUCAUGUGUAACAUUAAAUACGAAACAACAUUGUUGAAAAAAAUGUAUGCAUGCCAUUAACUAUUUUAAAAUUUUGUAAUCCGGCUGGACGAUAACUUGGAACAUUCCUAAAGAAAGAUCAUGCAAAGAAAGCGGAUAAAGCAAGAAAAGAGGGGCCAGCAGCUGCGGACCUUUGUCAUCAGAAAGAAAUGUUAUGAAAGAAAGAUUUCCUCCACGGCGAUUUCCGGAGGUGCAGCGGGCCUUGGGCUUGGGCCAACUCGGAAGAGUCAGUCAGGUUAGGGAUGUGAGAGGAGAAGGUCGAGAGUAAAAAUUCAUUUUUAACGUUAGAUAUAAGAGUUUUCUUAUAACAUAUAUAGCAUUUAAGAUUAUAUUUAUAUUAUAAUUUAAAUGUCCCAUUUCAAUAGUAAACACAUUCAGGAUAUAAUUGUUAUAUAUCUUAUUAUAUCUUAUAGUUCAUCAUCUUGUAUCUUGAUUGGUCGCCGAUGGCCAACUAGCCUCUGCGUCUAGAAAUAAACAAAAUAAAAACAUGGGUAAAUUAUAAAAAAUUAUGCUUUUAGUAUAUGAAAGUAAUAUUAUUUUAUGCUUAUGUUUCUAUACAAACUAGUUUUUA
Molecule: messenger RNA, 2105 nt
Organism: Nasonia vitripennis (jewel wasp)
Lineage: Eukaryota; Metazoa; Arthropoda; Insecta; Hymenoptera; Pteromalidae
Exons: 2
Coding region: 75-1208 (377 amino acids)
Source: RefSeq, a predicted model, not a curated record